AUGGCAAAGCCUAAUUUCACUACCCAAAAGUUCCCGCUGAACAACGGAAAUGCUAUCCCAGCGAUCGGACUUGGGACGUGGCAGUCGAAAGAGAACGAUACCAGAGAAGCUGUGAAGCAUGCCUUAAAACACGGCUACCGCCACAUCGACACGGCGUUGAAUUAUGGCAACGAAAAAGAAGUCGGCGAGGGUGUACGCGCGUCGGGAGUACCGCGAGAUCAAAUCUGGGUCACGACUAAGCUUGACAAUCAUUGGCAUCACCGCGUACGGGACGGGCUCGAAUCAUCUCUGAAUGAUUUAGGACUUGAUUAUGUUGACCUGUUCUUGAUUCAUUUCCCAUGCUCGACAGAUCCGGAUGAUCGAUCUAAGCAUCUUGUUGAUUGGAAUUUCAUCAACACCUGGCAAGAGAUGCAGAAGCUACUGCAUACUGGAAAGGUCAAGAACAUUGGUGUCUCGAACUUCCAGAUCACACACCUAGAGAAACUUCUCAAUGAUCCUUCCUGCGAAGUGGUCCCGGCUGUCAACCAGAUCGAGUACUGCAAUUCAAAUGGAAUACAUUGUACUGCAUACUCCUGCCUAGGCGGCCACACUACAUCCGCCAUUAAUUCUUCGCUUGACUUGAUUGAAGAUCCGGUGGUGCUCAAGAUUGCAGAAACUAAAGGAAAGACCGUAGCUCAAAUCCUAUUGAUGUGGGGGCUCCAAAGGGGGACUAGCAUGAUCCCCAAAAGUGUGACGCCUAGUCGAAUUGAUUCGAACUUUGAACUGGAUGGUUGGAGUUUGAGUGAACAGGAAUUCCAAAGCCUGACCGACAUCACCACUCGGGGAAAGGUUGUUGGAGACGGGUGGAUGCCAAUUAGGGUGUUCCUAGGGGGUGAUGACUGA
Molecule: messenger RNA, 882 nt
Organism: Penicillium riverlandense
Lineage: Eukaryota; Fungi; Ascomycota; Eurotiomycetes; Eurotiales; Aspergillaceae
Exons: 4
Coding region: 1-882 (293 amino acids)
Cellular component (GO): cytosol
Molecular function (GO): aldose reductase (NADPH) activity
Source: RefSeq, a predicted model, not a curated record